Aspergillus costaricaensis CBS 115574 is the source of this 1179-nucleotide messenger RNA. RefSeq lists its product as uncharacterized. The record is from RefSeq and is a predicted model, not a curated record. The transcript is spliced from 2 exons. NCBI's taxonomy places the organism in Eukaryota, Fungi, Ascomycota, Eurotiomycetes, Eurotiales, Aspergillaceae. Bases 175 to 1179 code for a protein of 334 amino acids.
CCUCGUGUUCCUUUAGCCCAGCCAAAACAUCCGCAUCCAUCCGGUUGAACCUUACUUUAUGAUCUCAACAUGACGACACUAAGUGCAUUUGCAUCAACUGCUCUCGCUUCAUGAAUUAAAUGCAUUGAAACCUCUCACCAAAAAUGAAACCCUCAAGCUCACCACAUAUUAAACAUGCAACAGCAACCUGAUGUAUACCUCGAAUCUCACAAACAGGUCCUUCAAUGGACCAAAGAGUUGGAAUUUCUGGGCUAUAUCCUCCUCGAAAUAAUUGGCCCGGAUGGCCUCGAAGAAAGAGGAUAUUACUGUCACCAGGCAGCGGACCUCCCGGCAAUUGUCGAUACCCUUGAAUGUGCUUGCUUCCAGCCCAACAGCAGGCUUCGGUGUGUAUUAGACGAACGGACCUUAAGACAUUUCAGAAGCCUACUCUUGAGGUCAAAGCAAAUUCGGAACGUGAUGGCUCACCAUCUUUUGUUGAAUCAUGAGAAAUUGUUGGCCUUGGGAAAAACAAAGGAGGAGCUUGAGCGGGAGUUUCAGUCUGCUAUCAGUCAAGUUGCAUCGAGAUAUAACAUUCAACAGGUUACGUGGUAUCCCGACGACACUGAGUUCAGUGGAAUUUCAAACCGUCAUACUGAAGCCAUCGCUUUGGGCAGUGAGUCACCACUAUACCAGCGCCAGAGAAUCCUUUGGUCAGAAGCAGGGCCGUCAAAUAUGCCGAAAAAGAAGAAACACAAAGAAAAGAAAGAGAUAGAAAAGAAAGAGAAAGGAAAGAAAGAGAAAGGAAAGAAACAGAAAAAGAAGAAACAGAAGAAAAAGGCGACAGAAGAAAGCCGAGCGGCCCAUUGGAACGUUUUCGAGGCGUCCUUGCGACGUAAACUUGCAAGGAUGCAGGAAGAGCAAGCCCGAUUAAUGGAGGCUAAAGCUCGAAAGCUUCAAGCCUUGGAGCAACUAUACCGUCAACGGCGGCAGGCGAGAAUAAACCAGAUCAAUCGGAUCCUGCGUAUGAUGGAAGAUGAAGAGCGAGACCAAAAAGUUCAACGCAGGAAGAUUCUUGGCGAAUCUUCAGGAGCCAGUGAUAGCAUGGAUGCGCUUUUUAUUCUUAUCCUCCUAGCCUUGAGCUCUCCGUUGUGGCUUUCUGGAUUGGUUGUCCGCAAAUUUGGGGUACAAAUCAUGAGGUGA